AUGCCAGCAGAAGGUUCUAGGGAAGAGGAUGAGCAUUCAUCGGUGACCAGAUCAGGUUCAGCUAACUGGAAAGUCCAGAAGAAGGCGUCUGCGACGCAGAUACUUGCACACGGAAGAGAUUCAGAGGAAGGGGAAGAUGAUGGGGUGAGGGCUACGAGCUUGAAUGCUUACUCUUUGAAGCCCACGACGGUUCCGCCAUUUGCAUUAGACGCCCAAUUUAAACGUUUGAAAUUGAAGGAUUCCCUAGGGCAGUCGAAUGAUAUGGUUAGUAUCAAUGCACAGCAUUUCAAAGAUCCAUUUUUGGUUUCGUACGAUGCUCAAUGGAAUGAGUUUGUGAAUACUAUCGAUGCUGAGGGUGGGCACGGGAAACGGCGCAAGCAAGUAUCUCUUCAUUCGCAGCCUCAGAGCGGGUUUAGCAAUUCUUCAAGUAGCAGUAGUUCGUCGCCUAUUCGAACAGAGAAGUUGCGGGCGAUUUUAGAGCAAUCUGGCAACCGUCACUCCAACUCGGGCAUACUCACAGACUUGGAAAGCAAUUGGGGGGGCGAAGAGAGGCUCAAUGCGAUAUUUGAGGCGCCCAUUCUUCACGAUUACGAGUUUAAGGACCAGAAGGAUAGAAAUGAGUGGACCAAGUACAUAAGUCAAUUGAAACAUUUCUAUUACGGAAGCAUAUUCAGGGGAACUAAUGAAGCUCACCAAGGCCAAAUAGAUCCCAGCGACGAUGAUGAGGUUGGAAGGUUACAAGCUUUUGUAGACAGACACAAGCUUGAGUUUCGACGCAAGAAACAAUACUGGUUGCAAUUCGAACAACGCAAGAAACAGCAAUGGGGACCCAGCCUAAAAAAAUUGUUAUUAGACAGCCAAUAUUUGCCGCUUUCAUUCCGACUUAUAAUAGUCAUACUCACCUGUGUUGCCCUUGGGCUUGCGGUUAGAAUAUUCCAAAAUUCCCACAACAGGCUGUCUGACAGGACUACAGUGGACGUUCAGCAACAGCCUAGCACCAUCAUGGCAAUCGUGGUGAACACAACUGCCAUAAUAUACUUGGUCUAUAUUGCAUACGAUGAAUUCUCUGGCAAACCCCUUGGUCUACGGAACCCUCUAGGAAAAAUGCGCUUAAUCCUCCUAGAUCUUCUCUUCAUCAUCUUCUCUAGUGCUAACUUAUCCCUCGCCUUUAACACACUAUACGACAAGACAUGGGUAUGCACUAACACUGACGACCCAUCAAGUGUCCCAAAAAUUGACUACAUAUGCCGAAAACAACGUGCCUUGUCUGCCUUUUUAUUCUUAGUUGUUAUUAUGUGGGUUAUUACUUUCACCAUUAGUAUUCUAAGGGUUGUAGAAAGGGUGAGUUCGCUUUCACCCAGAUAG
This is a messenger RNA of Eremothecium cymbalariae DBVPG#7215, 1365 nucleotides long. It is a transcript of the gene SRF1, whose product is annotated as phospholipase D regulator. Gene Ontology annotation, cellular component: fungal-type vacuole; cell periphery. The record is from RefSeq and is a predicted model, not a curated record. NCBI's taxonomy places the organism in Eukaryota, Fungi, Ascomycota, Saccharomycetes, Saccharomycetales, Saccharomycetaceae. The transcript has a single exon. Bases 1 to 1365 code for a protein of 454 amino acids. Gene Ontology annotation, biological process: positive regulation of catalytic activity.